CAAGGUAGAGCUACAAUCCAUCCUAUCAUAUCCUGCAGGUGCUGCUGGGUUGGUUUUUCCUGUGUUUUGCUUUGUUCAAACCUUGUAGUAUUAGUAUACUAUUCCCUCCACCUCAUAAUAUAAGAGUGUCAAAAACGCUCUUAUUAUAGUAUUAUAGUAGGACCGAGGGAGCACAUACAUUCUCCAUUCUCUCUUUAGCUUGUACGUAAGCGUUACGUGCCUUUAAUCGGAUCGCUGCUCAUCCAGGGCUUUAAUCGCCACUCAUCAGCGAGCGCCAAAAAAGAAAAGAAAAAAGAAGAAAGAAGAAACGCUUCCAUCCAUCCGACGAUCAGAAUACCACGAGGGGAUGGGAGGGAGAUGUCUUUUCUCUUUUUCCUUUGGGCAAAGUGCAAGCAUAUAUGCCAUGGCCAUGCAUGGCAUACGCCAACGCCAAUGCCAAGCACAGCAGAGCAGCGCACUGCAUGCCAAAGUUUCUGCCACCCUCAGCCUCUUUAUUCUCCUUCUCUUUUUGUUAACAUAUGACCACUAUAGUACACUAGUAACACACACACACACACACACACACAGAGACGAAUAUCUCUGCCUCUACAAUUCAAAGCCAACAUGCAUGCAUACUUUUCCUUUUCUCACCGGCCAAAGUCCAGCUAAUUUCAACUUCCAAGCAUCUACUUCAUUCUUCAACAUUGCUGCCGGCCGGCCAAACCUUCAGUCCACACAUGUAGUGCUAGUGUACAACAUUGACCUGCUUGACACUCACCACUUAUCUCUUGUCAACAGUCCACACAUUGGAUUGUUGCCUUCUUCUUCUGAAUCCUUGCUCUUUAAGCCAGCCCAGGUGAUGCCCAGGAUACUGCUUAAUUAACAAUGCCUUCUUCUUCUGAAUCCCUGCUCUUUAAUUAAGCCAGCCCAGGUGAUGCCCAGGAUACUGCUUAAUUAACAACUUCCUCUUUAAGCUAACUCUCUCUCUCUCUCUCUCUCUCUCUCUCUCUCUCUCUCUCUCUCUCUCUCUACUGAACCGCACCAACAUGUUCGGAAAAGAAUUCAAAACUAGACCACACAACAAGUUAAUCAAAGAUGGCCUGGUCAAAAUCAGGGGGCAGACAGAUAGAGACAGUGUAGGCCAUGGCAUCAUGCCUGCACUGCUGCUGCAACCAUGCAUGCAUACAUAUUUCGUUUAGAUACAACCACCGUUCACUUUGUGUCGUCUCCUUGUGGAGGGUUUCCUGGAACAAAGCAAAAGGAACAUACAAAAUUCAUCCAUUCCAUUCCAUACUAUAUAUGCUUCUUUCAAAAAUAUGUGUUCAGAUGCAACAAAGUGUUCAUUCCCCUCUUCUUUUGUGUGGCAAAGAAGCUUUGAUCCCCUUCAAACCUUCUUGCUCACAACACACAUCAAUUUUUUUAUGUUCUUUUUGGACCCCAAAAAAAGUUCGUGUAGAUGUCCCAUCCCCAUAUGAGAUGUAAGGAUAUAUCGAUGUGGAAGGACGUAUGGUUUCAUAUAUAAAUGUGCGCGGAGGGAUUCCUGCAACAAAGCACAAGCGUAAAGCAAAUACCACAAAUGAUCAACCAUGCAUUUAUCUAUUCAUACAUGUCUUCAGAUGCUUCUUUCUAAAAGAUAAAUGUGUUCGAUCAAAGAGUGCCCAUGGACUAUUCCUCCCCCUCUCCUUUUGUCACAAAGAAGCUUUGAUCAACUUCAAAACUUGCUCCCAUAUCAGGCUCCUCCUUUGUUCUUUCCUUUUCUUUUUCUUUCAAUCUCUUCUCUUUUUGAACGGGAAAAAAAAAGUGCAUGUAGAUGACUCAUCCCCAUACAAGAUAGUACUACAUGGUUGGGUAGAUUGAUGUACAAGGAUGCAUGCUUUCUCAAAAGGAGAGAAUGUGAAAGAGAUCCCCUGGCCUGGCCUGGAUGGAUGGAUGGACAGAUAGACAGGGAUGUGCCAAGCAUAUUGCUGCUGUACUGUAAGUCUGUAACCUCCAGCAGCAAGGCAAGAAUCCAAUCCCCAGCUCUGUGCUGUGCUGUGCUGUGUGGGGAUCUUCAAUUUUUAAAUUCUAGCUUUUGCCUGAUAAAAGAGGUCAGGGAGAGAGGUGCAUCAAAAGAUGGGUGCUAGUGCUACCAUGAAAGGGGGUAAAUCUGACUGUAGAUGAAACAUACAGGAGACUGGAAAAACACCAUGGGCAGAGCCACAGAGGUAUAUAUCUAUAGUGGUAUGUGUGUGGUUAAAGAGAACAAAAAGAAAAGCAAAUGGGUCAGAGAAUCCAUCCUUGUUUGCUUGCUUGCCUGCCUGCUUCAACUGGCCCUGUCUAAGCUUGCUAGCUGCAGAGAGCAACAUUGUACUAGUGCAGUGACCAUGUAGCAGUUUACUUAGUUAUCUUGCUUGGAGUAAGAAUUUACCACAUACUGUCAUGAAUUGUAAGUAGAAACUAAGUGUAAAACAGCUACCCAGCACUAUGUUUCUUCUGUGUGAGUGAAAGCAACAAACAUGUCAUUGUGCGGUCUGAACUGAAUAAAGAGAGUUUACCAGUGGAGGUCAAAGCAGAGGAGUGAAACAUAACCUUUGAACAUGUCAUUCCUCUGACCCCUAAAGUCGCACCAGGAGCCGGCAUCAUCUGGCAUUCACAUUUGGCCGGAGACCCCCGCAUUAUAUAUAAAAUGGCCAUGUUGAAUGAAGCUUGUCUGAACUUCACACCAGAUGGCACAGUAAAAGUGCAAAGAUUGAUAGGUUGAAAAUCACUUUGAGUUGAGCUUCCUCAAGUUCAUUGCAGAAUCCUCAGCAGUUGCUUGGAGACUGUUCUGAUCAGUUGCUAAUUGUAGUUUAGUCUGUUUAGAGUCUUUUAAUCACUGAGAGAGAGAUGCAGUCCUGCAGUUGCUACAAUCUAGGACUCAAGGACAUGGUGCUGAAGCUGUCGGGCACGCAGAGGCAGGGGGUGCCGAAGCGGGGCGGCUCGCCGCCGCCGAGGGGCCGGACCACGUCCCUGUACCGCAGCGGCUACUACCGCCCGGGCGUGGUGCAGGACGACAUGGCGGUGCCGCCGGCCACGUACCUGGGCCACGGCGCCGGGGGUGGCGGCACGGCGGCGUCGAGCGCGAGCUCCACGCCGGCGUGGGAGCGGCCGCCCAACGGGGGCGGGGGCCAGGGCGGCGAGGCGGCGGUGCGGGAGUGGGUGGCGCAGGUGGAGCCCGGGGUGCAGAUCACGUUCGUGUCGCUGGCGGGCGGCGCCGGCAACGACCUGAAGCGCAUCCGGUUCAGCCGGGAGAUGUACGACAAGUGGCAGGCGCAGCGGUGGUGGGGCGACAACAACGAGCGCAUCAUGGAGCUCUACAACGUCCGCCGCUUCACCCGCCACGUGCUCCCCGACCCGCCCCGCGGCGACGACGACGCCGAGAGGGAGUCGUUCUACUCGCAGUCGCAGGUGGGCUCGACGAUGGGCAGCCCCGCGGCGACGCCCUCGCCGGCGCCGGAGAGCAUCGCCUGGGGCGCGGCCUUCGCCCGCCCGCAGCCCUCCGCCGCGGCCGGCGCCGGCCCAGGCGGGCCCGGCGGCGCGGCGCGGCAGCACAGCUUCCGCGGUCCGCUGUCCCCGCCGCCGCCGUCGUCGUCCAACCCGUCGGAGCGCGCCUGGCAGCAGCAGCAGCAACACCAGCAGCGCCAGAACGGUGGCCCGGAGCCUGACGCCGUGGAGCCGGCGCGGACGACCACCUCGUCCAUGCCGGACGACGUGUCCAUGAGCAACGCCAGCGAGCUGGAGGUGACGGAGUGGGUGAUCCAGGACGAGCCCGGCGUGUACAUCACCGUCCGCGAGCUCGCCGACGGCGCCCGCGAGCUCCGCCGCGUCCGCUUCAGCCGUGAGAAGUUUGCGGAGCUGAACGCCAAGCUGUGGUGGGAGGAGAACAAGGAGAGGAUACACGCGCAGUACCUCUGAAUCUCCAUUGCUAAAACGUGGACACUUUCACUCUGAAGCUUCAAGCUUUGUGAAGCAAUGGGAGGGGGAAAGGUUAAUAGUAUCUGAUACUACUGUCUACUGCUGCUGCUUAAUUACAAGUAAAUAUAGGGUUUAAUUUGUGUUUGGGGUUGGAGCUGGGAAAGAGAGAGAGAGAGAGAGAGAGAUAGGAGGGGGGAGGGGAAAGAGAAAUGUUUAUUUAGUUUAUUUAGGGUUUAAUUAGGGCAGUGCCAUGAUGCCCAGCCCAUGUGACCUGUGAUGGACUGUCACUGCAUGGAUGCAGGUGUACCAUGUUCAUGUUGAGUAUGCUUAAUCCUCAUUUUCUAUGCAUGCACACCAUCUUACUAUUU
Molecule: messenger RNA, 4280 nt
Organism: Triticum aestivum (bread wheat)
Lineage: Eukaryota; Viridiplantae; Streptophyta; Magnoliopsida; Poales; Poaceae
Product: protein Brevis radix-like 4
Exons: 4
Coding region: 2845-3912 (355 amino acids)
Source: RefSeq, a predicted model, not a curated record